Messenger RNA from Artibeus jamaicensis (Jamaican fruit-eating bat), 1465 nucleotides. RefSeq names its product coiled-coil domain containing 148 (gene CCDC148). The record is from RefSeq and is a predicted model, not a curated record. The transcript has 11 exons. The coding region runs from base 287 to 1432 and encodes 381 amino acids. Lineage: Eukaryota; Metazoa; Chordata; Mammalia; Chiroptera; Phyllostomidae.
AUGAUCGCCCUUCUCAUUGGUCCGGUCGGUAUAUUGAACGGGCCAAUGGAAACUGCGGUUUCAGGUCGCCAUAGAGACCGAUGCUGUUAAGUGUGAGAGGGCCUGGAAAAGGUGUGGAGUGAGGGUGAACCAGGUGUCUCUAGCUUUGGGCGCCGGAGGCAAUGGGCAGAAGUACAGAGGGAUUCCCGGAAGGGGUUCUUUAAUCUGGCGCAGUUUUUGCUUCGCCUUCCCGUCAGCUCCAGCUAUGAAAGAUAUGGAAAACAUGAAUAAAAGAGACUGACCAUUCAUGACAAUGCAGGAAAACAAUAGCUCAGAUAAUCUGGUAUUUCAUCUGAAAAGUGGAAUGAGAAGCAUUAAGUAUAAACCAGUAGACUAUCAGCAAAUGCAUGCAUUAACUGAAGAAAAAAAAUUAGCUGCUGCCUCUACAGAGCUCAAGAUCAGAAAAGCAGUGCAGACUUCAAAGGUAUCUAAGGAACAAACACUAAUGAAAAAACACAGGCAAGUGUGGUGGCAGGAACACCAAAGGCUGAACGAAGUCAGGUGUAAAAUGGAAUCUGAAAUAAAAUCUUUUCUCAAUGAAGAGAACCUCGGAAAUGAGUGUCUUUCUGAUCUUAGGAAUUUUGAACAAGAGUUAUCAGAACAGUGGUGCAUAUAUCUUAAAAAUGUGAUAAAUCCUAUUCAGCAAUUGAGAGAAGAUCUAAAAUACAGACAGCAUCUCAGUCCACAGCAUUCACACUCACAUACUGAGUUUAACUCAGUGAAAGUACUGGAAGAGGUUGACUUUGUGAAGAAACAAUCAAAAGCUGUCUUUGAAGGACUUAGCCUGGAGCAACAGAAAUUCGAAAAUGAUCUUUCAGACUGGAGUAAUAAAAUCCUAGAUCAUUAUUCAGAAGAAAGGAGUAACUUGCUGAGUGAACUGCCUGUGGAAUUGGAAGCUUUGGAAUGCCCAGACCCUGAUUUGAAAUCUUCUAUUUUUAAGGAGUUCUGUAACUUUACAGAGAAAUAUCAAAAGAAACUUCACGAAUUUAAUCUGCAGUUAGAAGACAUAUACAGAAACUUCCAAUUAAGUGAAGAAGAUCACUGGAUUUACCAAUGUGUUUUGGAUCAGUAUCCUGGAGAUCUUUGUGGCAGAAGGACUCUGUAUCUUGACAUGUUACAAAGAUAUUUUCCUCACAAAUCUAGGCAUGCUUUGGUUGAACAUGAGAAAUGUUGUCACCAAUACCGCUUCACUAGGGAGCAACGAAGAAUCCUGAUAUCAAACUGGAAUAAGAAUAGGAGAGAUUUUAUACAGAAGGCUGUGCUGACACUUGCUGAAGCCUGUGCAACUUAUGAAAUGGAGAACACAUUGGCUAAGGAUAGAAAAAAGCAACAGGACCUGUGUGCUGACCUGAAAGCUAAGGUGGACUUCCAGCCAAGAUGGAGGCAUAGGUAGAUACACUUUGCCUCCUUGCACAAUCAAAUGAAG